AUGGGAGUAGCACAAGUUGACCAAAUGUGGGUCCAUCUCAUGAUCAUCCUCUUCUCCUUCUCCAUCUCCAUUUCUUCUAUUUCUGGAGCUGAACAAAAUUGUGUGUACUCAGCUUACGUUCGUACCGGGCAAUUCGCAGGGGCUGGAACUGACUCAAAAAUUACGUUGAGUCUUUAUGAUGCGAGUGGGUCUGGAAUCAGAAUCAAGAAUCUACAGGCAUGGGGUGUGCUAAUGGGCCAAGGUUAUGACUACUUUGAAAGAGAUAGCUUGGAUAUGUUUAGUGGUCGUGGUCCGUGUUUGAAUGGACCGAUCUGCAAAAUGAACUUGACUUCUGAUGGAACAGGCUCAAGUCAUGGAUGGUAUUGUAGCUACGUCGGAGUAACCUCCACAGCAGAACACAAAAGAUGCAGCCAACAGCAGUUCAAAGUGGAGCAGUGGCUUAGUGCUGAUGCUUUUCCAGAUGGGCUGACGGUCACCAGGAACAACUGUAGGCGUAUUAUGUCCGAUGAGCAACAGCCAAUUUACGAAUCUGAAUCUAGUACUGUUGUUGAUGUAAUUUAAUUUUGAAUUUAUUGGGGUUUAAUUAAAAUUAACUACUCUCUGAUCUUUGAAUUUAGUUCGAAUGACGUUGUAUAAUCUGUCAUGCAACGUCCGAUGAAAAUAAAGAAUUCGUCCACUGAUUUUCUUUGUUGAGAAUAUAAUUAAAUAA
Molecule: messenger RNA, 709 nt
Organism: Solanum verrucosum
Lineage: Eukaryota; Viridiplantae; Streptophyta; Magnoliopsida; Solanales; Solanaceae
Product: PLAT domain-containing protein 3-like
Exons: 2
Coding region: 1-561 (186 amino acids)
Molecular function (GO): protein binding
Source: RefSeq, a predicted model, not a curated record